Anneissia japonica is the source of this 921-nucleotide messenger RNA. Its product is annotated as integrator complex subunit 14-like. Gene Ontology annotation, cellular component: integrator complex. The record is from RefSeq and is a predicted model, not a curated record. Lineage: Eukaryota; Metazoa; Echinodermata; Crinoidea; Comatulida; Comatulidae. Gene Ontology annotation, biological process: snRNA 3'-end processing. The annotation marks the transcript as partial. The transcript is spliced from 3 exons.
UGAAGAUUGGUAUGGAAUGUUGUAUUCUUGGGCAGAUAAUAAGAAGCGUUCAACUUUGAUGAUGUCGUUGUUUGAACCCGGAGACAAUGCAUUGCCGUGGCUUGGCAAGUUUAAGAGAUUGGGCCCUGCUGGAAGUUUACCAAUUGAUCCAUAUGGGGAAGAUGAUAGCAAGACACCAUUCCCAUUGACUCCGGGCAUAAAGAAAAGCUAUGGUACAAAUCCAGUGGUGUGGAUCAAGCCAAGCGGUCUGCAGGCUGAUGUCCAGAAAGUUCUACGCUAUGCGAGGAAGCUGCCAGAAAAAACACAGAUUUUCUAUAAAGAGUUAAACAGACUACGUAAGGCUGCUCUUUCUUUCGGAAUGAUCGAGUUACUACAGGGAUUAUCUCGAAUCAUGGACCGUGAAUGUCAGAUGCUGCCUGGCACCGCGCAUCCCGAUGCUGCACUUCAGCUUACCCACGCAUCAAAGGCACUUAGAAUGGCUAUCGAUAGGGGGAUUUCAUACGAGAUUGUUCCCCUCUCUACAAACUUUGCCAAAAAUACUUAAGAAAAUAGACUGAAAAAAUAUGUUGGAUGGAAAUUGCUCAUACAAGUUGAACACCUCAUUUACGACAUUUAUCGUAUUACCAGGCUUGUGAUGAAAUGGUGUUUAUUUGAAGUAUCUAGCCUCAUGCCAGAUUAUUCACUUUUCCUAUUGUCCAUCCGAGACUAGUGAUUGGCUACUUGCUGAUACUGUUACAUAUUUUACCUCUAAUUGGUAUUUAACAUCAGUUCUGAAUUACUGAACGCUCCUUGUUUCUAAAGAGCGUUCAGUAAUUCAGAAUCAUGAAUUAAUCCAAAACCUGUGUAAUUUACUGUCAGUCGUUAAAUAAACAUGCUUGUAUAUUUGUAGUACUUGUGCAAUCUGUUAGGCCUAUAGAAUAU